GGUUCGGCUUAAGUUGUCAGUUGUCAGUAGUUCAGGAUUAAAUCAUAAGGAAAAUGCUUGCGAAUAUGGAACUGCGCAAAUUACCAGCGGGCACUCUUUAUGACGUUAUUAACACUUUAGAAACAAAUUCCGAUUGGAAAAAUGUUAUGUCAAUUAUACCGAAGAAUCUUGGUAGCUCAGAUUUUGAAAGAAAAUAUUCUGAUAAAGACAUAAGACUUAUUGAAAAUUAUUCAAAAAUUAGUAACAGACAAUGUGCAGAAAUAUUAAUUGAUGAGUGGGGGACCUCAGGGAAAAUAAGACCAACAUUGUCAACGCUAAAAGAGAUUGUACAGAAGGCAAAUAUAUUGAAAGCUGCAGACCAAAUUGCAGCUCUUCUUCAUGAGAACCGAGUGCCUCGUCCACCUGAUGGUCCAGGUGCUGACAUUGAUACAGAUGUGUCUAUAAUAUUGAAAAAUGAACAGUUAAAUGAAAGAUUUAAUUCCUUCGAUCCAACUAAGAGAAUUCAAAAUGAUACAUCUAAAGACAAAAAUGUAUGCAACAUUAGCACUGUGCCUAUGAAAACUGAAAACGGAGAUAUCAGCUAUAAUAUACCAGCAAUAGAUAUUUUGCAAACAGUUAAUUUCACAGGUAACUCUACACAAGUUGCGCAAUCAUCAAGAAAUAUACCUAAUUUAGAACUGAUGGUUCCUAAAUCAGAACAGUUCAGUGGCAGUGGCAGUUCAUCUUAUAGUGGUACUACUACUAAUUGUGAAAGUGAAAAACGAACCUCUCAGGAUCAACAAAAGAGUGAAAAUAUUUCCUUCCAAAAAUCAUUACCUAAUAUAUCAGAUUUGCAUAGUCAUAUUGAUAAAGAAAUCUUAGAAGAUACAAAUUUAAUUAAUUUUGAGUACAAGGAAUUAGAAAAUAUAACAUCAAAGUUUUCGGAGACUAUAGUCAAUGGUCCAUUUGGUCCUAGUGGUAAAAUAGGCAGUGGUGGUUUUGGAGAAGUUUUCUUAGGAUAUCAUCCCAAAUACAGAAUACCUCUUGCUGUUAAAAAGAUUCACACCCAUUUACUAUGGCCCACACAUAAACCAAAUAUGGUAAUAGACAUGUUCAAUACUGAAGUUAAAAACUUGAUUCAAUUUAGACAUAAAAAUAUUGUUCCGAUACUGGGAUUCUCAAUGAAUGGACCAGUUCCAUGUAUCAUAUGUGAAUAUGUUGAUGGAGGUUCUUUAGAAGAGCAACUGGCUCGUAAAGUAUUGACGGAAAGACAAAGGAUUAAUAUAAUGAUGGGCACUGCAGAAGGUUUAAAAUAUUUACACACAAGUGAACACAUUAUUCCAAAUACCAGUGCAAAGGGUGACUCCAAUACACAAAAUGUUGUCAAGAAAAAUAAUUUUGUUCACCGUGAUGUGAAGAGUGCUAAUAUUUUGCUCACAAAGGAUUGUGUGCCUAAGAUCUGUGACUUUGGUCUUGUUAAACAAUAUGAAUCAACAUUUGUAACAACAUCACCAAUGGGUACUUCAGCUUACAUGGCCCCCGAAGGAUUUUAUGGGACUAUUACACAGAAAAUAGAUAUUUAUAGUUAUGGUGUUGUCCUUUUAGAAUUACUUACUGGUUUAAAACCCAUUGUGAGUAACAGUAAUAAUGAUAGAAUACAUAUUAAAGAUUUUGUUAAUGAAAGUAUCAAAGAAAAAGGUGAUAUUAGUAGCAUAUUGGAUCCAACGGUUGAAAAUUGGACAAAAGCUAGAGAAAUAUAUGAACUUUCUAGAUGUUGCUUACAACAAGAAAGGUUCAAUAGGCCAUCCAUAGAGGAAAUUUGUGAUACUUUAUCCGAUAUGGGCAAAUAAAUUUUUUAUAUAGGUUGAAAAGGUGGGUUUGAUGUCAAACAUCUCACUGUAUUGUUAUGGAAAAUCAAUCGUUUUAAAGAAUUUAUUUUUCUAAAAUCACAAUUUUUAUAAAUGAAUUAUUGUUCAAUUAUGUAACUGAAUACUAACGAGCUUGUUUUGACAAAUAAAAGAAAUGUUUUAU
This is a messenger RNA of Papilio machaon (common yellow swallowtail), 2010 nucleotides long. Its product is annotated as probable serine/threonine-protein kinase PIX13. Gene Ontology annotation, molecular function: protein kinase activity; ATP binding. Bases 54 to 1829 code for a protein of 591 amino acids. NCBI's taxonomy places the organism in Eukaryota, Metazoa, Arthropoda, Insecta, Lepidoptera, Papilionidae. The record is from RefSeq and is a predicted model, not a curated record. Gene Ontology annotation, cellular component: plasma membrane. Gene Ontology annotation, biological process: protein phosphorylation. The transcript is spliced from 5 exons.